This is a messenger RNA of Podospora pseudopauciseta, 1587 nucleotides long. RefSeq lists its product as uncharacterized. The transcript has 2 exons. The record is from RefSeq and is a predicted model, not a curated record. Bases 205 to 1311 code for a protein of 368 amino acids. Lineage: Eukaryota; Fungi; Ascomycota; Sordariomycetes; Sordariales; Podosporaceae.
GUGAAUGAUGAGGUGAGAGAUGGCGAGAGGCGGUAUUCAACCAAGGUGAAGACUAGCUCAUGGCAUGAUGUGUAGAAUGGAUGCACACUAGUGUGGCAUGUCAUUCCCCGAUCCCGUCAUGUUUUCAAGAGCCGCAGAUCCAUGAUGAGAUCCAACCAAUCCUGAUUUGUCUGUGCAACGGGAGCAUCUCGAGACAAAAAGACAAUGGCAUGCUGCUGCCGUCUCAACCUCUGCGAUCUGCCCUCCUGCGUGCUUCUGCAUCAACUUCAAAUUUUCAACCUGUCAUCGAGUUACAGUACAACAGCUAUCAUUCGCGCCCAAUUUGGCCUGUUGACAAUUGCCGUGCUUCAAUUCCUAUUUUCCCUAUCUAGCGCCAAGUCCUCCGACGUUACGUCAUUGCUGCUUGUUACAAUCGCACUUCGGCCUUCGUUCGCAAUGUCCGGGGAAGCGGAGAAAGUCACCUAUCAAGAGCUAACCUCUGCAUCGCCGGCUUCGUCGACUGAUGUCGGCGAAACUUCAAAACUGGCCGACAUCAAUGCAGUGGCGAAUGGCGAUGUUGACAAUAAAGCAACCGGCGACAAUAACAAAACUGGUCAGGUCGCCCCAGUUGCAUCAGGCGGUCCUGUGGAGUCACGUAUCGCCGCACCGUCUUCAGCUACCCUAACUCCGACUCCGGCUCCGGCUCCGGCUCCAACUUCAGAGAGCCUCGCAGAGCCGUCGACAUCAGAAGAGAACUUGGACAGCGCCAAAACCGAGCCUAGCGGUCAGACCAAAGCUACACCCCCCGAAUCCGUCACGUUGCCAGCCGCAUUAGUCAAGACGGUGACAAACGGCACCACCAAAGAUGUUGAGACGACGGAUACACCUCAGAAAAGCACGGAGGCAGCUACCUCGGACGUUUCAGCUAAGCCUACGGAGGUUAAUACUGACAAGGUGGCAGAAGAUGCCAAAAAUGACAAAGCCGCUCAUGCGCCAGCUGUUAGUGCUAAUGGCAACACCAGGGACGACGAUGUUGAGAUGGGUGAAGCUCCUGUGGCCCCGGACAGUACAGCAGCGACUAAAACAGCAGCAUCUAUACCGCCGCUUGGAGGCGGAAAGAGAAAGGCAGAGGAGGCUUUCGGGGAUAGCAACGGUGACCUCGGCGAGACGCAGGCUCAACCCGAGAUCAGCAUCACCAACGCCGUGAAUGAGAGCGAGAUACCAACAAAAAAACGCGGCCCCGGCCGGCCCAAGAAACAGCAGAAAGAACGCAAAAUUCUCACAUCAGUUGGACGUACAGCGAGGAAGACAAGAAGCCAAGGUCCGGUAUAAGUCUCGAUUGAGAGGGAAAGCUAAGGCUUGAGAACAACUAACAUUUAUGCUCGACACUCGACCUUUUCUUUGGGAUCGUUUUGGAUUUGAUUUGGAAAUGUGAUUUCUCCAGAAUUCUGAUGUAAAUAAGCAGCAGUUGUCAGAAGAUCACCUUGUUGGAGCUACUCAUAAGUCUGCCAACAGCUAUCUAGUAUUUUUCAGGUGCCAUCUGAAACACCAUGGCCUCUCGCAAAGACUUCCAAAGAGCUGAAUGCUUCAGGGGAUGAUCAGGGGCGU